Dimorphilus gyrociliatus is the source of this 5741-nucleotide messenger RNA. The record is from the annotation of a GenBank genome assembly. NCBI's taxonomy places the organism in Eukaryota, Metazoa, Annelida, Polychaeta, Dinophilidae.
UAUAUAUGUAUGAAAAAAUUCAAAGUAUUUACUUGUUGAAAACAAUGUUCAAGUUUUGGUUAUCAAAACGAUAAACAAUACUUUUGUAUGUUUUAUAUGAAUAAAAGCAGAAAAAGAAUUGAUUCUACAGUGAAAAUAUGCACAGUUUUUUAAGCGUUUAAAUAAAUGUUGAAACAAUUGUGAAUCCAAUUCAUUAAUGCCUUGUUUACAUGUGACAGUAAAAGUUUUGUUGUGUUCAACUUCUUGUCUAAAUAAAACACGUCUAAGUAUUGAUUUUUUUGUUCUGGAUGUAUUACUAUAGUUUUUUUUAUAUAUUAGACGCUUUCUCACGAUAGACGUCGCUUAGAACCGAUAGUAAUAUUAAUUUCGGUAAAAAGAGAACCAGUUUAAUCCACAAAGCAUUAUAUUAUCGCUCAACUCUGUUGAACAUUCCAUGAUAAUUCUUUCUCUUAAAAAGCUUUAACAAAAAUAAUCAUUUAGUAAGUUUUAAUAAAUAUAUUUAAAUAAAAGGAAAAAAAUACUUGAAUAAUUUGUUAAUUUUUAUUUCAAAUAAAAAUCAUAAUAGAAAAAAAAUCGUACUAGAUUAUGAAUGACAAUUGGCAGACAUUGGUUAUAUUAAAUUAAAGGAUCUUUAAACAAUUAUCUAAAAACACGCAUAUAGCAGAAGAAGAGGAAAAAUAUUUACAUAUCUUUUACAAUUUUAAGUGAUCAGCAUAAAAAUGGCAUCUAGUUUUUAUGUUCCAACUCAAGCAAGAGAUAGUUCUGCUGUUCAAAAAUUGCUCAAGGAUGGUGACUUAUGCGAUUUGGCUAUUCGAUGUCCAGUUAUGAUGAUAAAUGAAUUAGAAAAGACCACAAAAGUUGUUGCUUUAGUUAAGCAUACAGUUUCUGAAGAUUAUAACGGAUUUCCAACAACAACUGGUAACAAUUUUGAAUAUGGGUAUGAUAUAAAUUUCUUAAUAAUAUAUAAUUAAUAUAUAUCCUGUCAUUAAUAUUAACUAUUAUCUAGCUUAUUUAAUUAUUGUGGUUAUUUUAUUAAAGAAAGCUCUUGAAUUGAUUAUAGACAAAACAAUAUCUCUUCCUUGUAGAAUAUUUCUGUAUAAAGACUGCAAUAGGCCACCAAAAGAACCAAAUUUAAAUUUAGACGAUACCAUAGCAAUAAACGAUCAAUUUACACUAAAUAUUCGUAAGUAUGCAUGGUCUAAAUACUCUAAAAUGUGUCGUCUAUUAACUAUACUGUAUUACAGAGCAUACUGCUGACAAGAGGUCAACAAAGAAACUGUUACAAGGGAUGGGUAAUAAGUCACCUCCGAAAGAUUACGUUUCCGUCCAAUUAUCAAAUUCCGAUGAUAAAUGCAUACUGGAAAUUCCAAAGUCAUUAAGCGAUUCAUUCUUCAAUCAUUUGAAAAAAGCAAGAGAAUUUCAAAAUAGUAAGCCUAAUAGAACUAAACGAUCAGUAUUAACAAUAUUAAAAGAGUUGUAGAAUAGAUAGUAUUUCUCUUUGUUACUCUACAUUUCAGAGGCACAGUGUAAAUGGAUAACGAAUAGCUAUAUUAAUAUAUUUCCAAUGGAUAAAUUCGAAGUUGCAAGUAAGAUAUUAACUCUUUUAUACAUUCAUGAUGAUCAUUUUCAUAAGGAAUUUUCCGGUUGAUGUGUCACUUUCAUGUCAAUAAUUUUAUUGUUCUCUGAAAACAUCGCUUAAUAUUUCUAUUUUCCUUAAUUACAAUUCUAUUUUCAUGCUUAUUUUCAAUUUUGCUUUAGCUGAGGCAACCGAAAAGCUUUGCACUGAAGAUGCUUGGCCUAAUUGUGACGGUGGUGAUGGUUAGUCAAAGAUCUUACUAUAUAUUAAUAUUUCUCAAAUAUUAUUCAGUAUUCGAUUCUUCUUUAUGUGCUAUAAUAAUUGAUUUUUUUUUUGAUACUCUAUUAUGCUUAAUUACAAUUUUUAUAUAUUUAUUCAUGCAGAGAGCGCUCUGUUAGAUGACGAUAAGUUUAAAAUGGAUCAUUUUGGGUGAGUAACAAAUUUUACAAGAGUCUAUAAGUAAUCAUAUUUAUGUGUACAUGUAUGAGUAAAGGAGACUGAGAGAAAGAGAGCGAUUUGAAUUAAUCAUACAUGCAAAUGCAGCAAAUACCGUAUAUAUAUAUAUAUAUAUAUAUAUAUAUAUAUAUUUAACAAAUAGCAACAUCUGUCUUUGCAGCUUAGUGAGUUUAAGCUAAAAUAUAGGGCAUGCUAUUGGAAAUUAUAAUAAUCUACAAUAAAUAGAUCUAAUUAUUUUAUCACAAAGCAAAUCAAUAGUUUUCCUUUAAGAAAUAUUCUUAAAAGCAUCAAAAUAAUAGGUUAUUCUAUCUUUUGUCUUUAGCUCGGUUUUGAAUAUAUUUACAAACUUUUUUGUCUUCAUCCAUUAAGCGUGUAACAGAAUGACGAUAAAAAUCUUUUUUGUAUAUUCCUUGAUGAACUAACAGAUUAUUUGAUAAGAAAUCUUCAGUAAAAUACUUCUCUGUUAUUUGAUGUUGAUUCCUUUAUUAUAUUUAAUUCUCUUUGUAUUGUUGUUGAUGACACUCUGUAGAGAACGACAUAGAUAUAUGUUUUUGUUAAUAAAUAUCCUUGAACACUGAAGGCCUGAAGUAUUUUAGCCACGUAUGACUCUGAAUACGCCUUACAUAGUACAUACUAUAGUAUGGAUAUAUAUUUUCUACAACCAGAUACUACCAAUUCAAAAAAUAAUUUGGCCUACACUUUUUGUAGAUAUUAUAUAUUUAUAAGCCUAUUUUUUCAAUAUAGUUGUGUCAUUUCCGUCUAAGUGUAAUUUAGAACAUGCAAUAUUCGCUGGUAAAUUAAUUGUGUUACUAGAAAUCAGCUAUACGGAAUAAUAUGACUUCGUUUUUCUAUGGCGAUACUGACUCUACUGAAAGAGAUGUUAGAGAAAAAAUAAAGAGAACGUUAAUAAAAGAAAGACAAUCUGAAUAUACUACAAAAUCCGGGAUUAGGGUAUUUUGUGGUACUUGGAAUGUUAACGGUCAAUUGCCGAACGAAGAGACUUAUCCCCUUGAUGCUUGGCUACAUCUGGACGAAGCUGCUGAUAUUUACGCUAUUGGAUUCCAAGAAUUGAAUUUAAAUGUUACAGCUCAUAUCGUAAACGAUCCAUUAAAGGAAGGUAAAUGGAAGAAAUACAUAGAAGAUUUCUUCAAAAAUAAUCGUGUUACAAAAAAUAUCAAAUUUGAAAUGGUCUCAUCAAUAAAACUUGUUGGAAUAUUACUAAUAGUUUACGCAAAUAAAAAACUUAUGUCUAAAAUAACUGAUGUUAGACAACAUAGUUACGCCACUGGUAUAGCUGGAAUAUUGGGAAAUAAAGGUGGUGUUGCAGUUGGAUGCAAAGUCUAUGAGACGAGUAUAUGUUUUGUUAAUUGCCAUUUGGCUGCUCAUCAGGAAUAUUUUGAGGAAAGGAAUAAACAGUUCCAAUAUAUCUAUAAACGUUUAGAACUGCCGCCAACUAAAGAUUCGCAAUAUCCAGAAACGCUUUUGAUCGAUAGUUACAACACAUUAUUUUGGCUGGGCGAUUUAAAUUAUCGCAUAAAUGAGAGCUACGAGUACGUUGUUGAGUUGGUUGAUAUUGAUGCUGAAAAUGUAUAUGAUACACUGAGGAAAUCUGAUCAGCUAUACAUACAAAGAAAGGCAAGGAAUGCAUUUGCUGAUUUUCACGAAGCUGAAAUUUGCUUUGCACCAACUUAUAAAUAUGAUCCCGGAACUGAUAGAUUUGACUCAAGCGAAAAGAAUCGGAUUCCAGCUUACUGCGAUAGAGUAUUAUACAAGUCUAUAGCAGAAAUAAAUACGCAUAUUCUAUCUUAUAAUAGCCAUCCUGCCCUGAAGUUGAGUGAUCAUAAGCCGGUAUCCUGUUUAGCCUCAACUGAAGUGAGCGAAAUUGACGAGAAGGCAUAUAAGAGAGUUUACAAAGAUGUUCAAAGUACAUUAGAUCUUAGAGAGAAUGAAAUGCUUCCAAAAUGCAUUUUAAGCUGCCAAGAGAUUGAUUUUUCAACUCUCGUUGUCGGAGAGGAGUACAAAGAAACUUUAACAUUGCACAACGACGGACAAUCAACGUUCAGUUAUAAGUUUAAAGAUCAUCUUGAAAGCAAAAAGUGUUGUCCUGAUUGGAUCAGUAUCCAUCCAAAAACAGGAGAUGUUCCCAAAGGACGGAAAACAGAGAUUGAAAUAUCUGUAAAUGUCGGAUAUAAUCAUAUGACGCAAUUUUAUGAAAAAUAUGGAAAGUUUUAUAUGGAGGAGGUAUUAAUUUUGGAUUUGGUCAAAGGAUCUGACAAGUUCAUAACUGUCAAAGGCGAAUUAACACCUUCCGCAUUUGGUCUUAGCUUAGACAUUUUAUGCAGAAUGAAUUUUAGAGCAGUUGCUUUGGAGAGUGAAAGGCUAAAAGAAUUGAAAAGCGAGCAGCUCAUCAUACCCGUUCCUAAGGAGAUCUUCUUAAUGGUGGACACUUUAACGAAAUGCUUAUCUCAGAAAGGACUCUUUCCAAAGGAACCAUCGUCUAAAAGAAUGCAGGAUGUUCGCUUGGCGAUUGAUACAUGCGAUAAGCCCUUAUUAGAUUAUAUCAAGACGGAAGAUCCUCAAGCAAUAUCUUCGAUGUUAUUCGUUUUCCUUGAAUCCUUACCCAAUCCAAUCAUCGAUGAAUCCUGCUACGGUAAUUUCAUACAAGGUUAUCAACAAUUUACUCUACUCAAACAAGUUAUCAGCAAUAUGAGGGAACCGAACAAAUCAACUUUUCAAUAUCUUAUCAAAUUCCUAGCAUUGGUGGUUGAAAAGAAUAGUGCAACUGUUAAAGAACUAUCCCAACUAUUCGCCAAUUGCUUCUUAAGAAAACCGAAAAAACUAGUUCUGGAUAUAAGCAUGGCUGAAGAGGAGAAGAGAAAGGAAAAAAUUAUCGAAUAUUUUAUUGAUAAAAGUCGAAAGAGAGAAUACUAGAAGAAAAAUAAUCAGUUUAGGGUAAAAUCAUAGUUGGAGCUAUCCUUCGCUAAAUAGGAGAAAAGUAUGAGUUCUCUCUUUAAUUAUUUUUUUCGUGUCUAGUCGGAAAAGUUGCAAAGUAUUUAUUUUUAUUUUUUCACUGUUGAUUGGUGUAGAUGCUAAUUAAAAUGUAAUGAUUAGUUAAAAGUUAUGCUGUAGAAAUGAGUAAAAAGAUAAAAUGUUUGCAAUAAUUGUAUUAAAAAAUAUAUUCUAGAUGUUAAAAGAAUACAUAUAAAUCUAUAUAUUAAUAUAUAUACAAUGGUAAGCAUCUCGAAAUUUCCAUAGACACUCCAAGUUAUGAAAGUUAUCUAACCUUUUCACCUAAAUUUGUAUAUAUGAUCUAUAACAUCAAGAAUUCCCCUAUCAAUUAUACAAUAUCCAACAAUAUUCACUGUAGUAUUCAUACCAUUCAUUGAAUAUAUUUGUUAUACAAGUAUAUAUAUGUAGAUAUUACAUAAGUUUCUCAACCAUCGAAAACUUCUCAACUUAAUCUAACAUUCCUUGAUUUUAUAUCUUAUUGUAUUUUCCAUACUUUUCACUUGUUUACGGUGUGCAUAGUAUGUCUAUGUAUCUGUGUGUAGCUAAACAAAGUGUAUAACAAGAAUGAAUCAAUCGAUGUAUACAGUAUAUCAAGGAUUUUAUAUAUAGAUAAAUUUACAAUAUAGCUACAUAAAGUUUAAAUACGAAUUACUGAUUCUUUGAAAGUGUUUUCAUUAGAAUUUUCAUGAAUUGAUGCUAU